AGUAGAACCACUUAGGUGCCUGGUCUUGAGAACCAGGGAUGGUAGGUUGAAAAGCUUUUUGAUCCCAUGGGAACUGUCCCUACCCACCUAAAAGGCUCUAGAAUAUGGACAGCAUGUAUAUAAGUGACAUUUAUGUGACAGUUACUUUUGGUCCCUUAAAUAUUGGACACUACACACAAAAAGUGAUGUACAUGCUAGUAUUCAUCGGAUUUGUAUGGAAUGAUCCUCAGACCAUUUGCACAACCUUAUAUUUAAUAUUUAAGUUCAGCUGUUAUAAGUUCAUGUAUUUGUAUAUCAACAAAUCCAUUUGCUGGACUGAUUUUAUGUGUGUUAGUGUGUGUUUUAAUCUGUGAUCUGUGUGUUGUGUGUACUUUCUCUAGAGCCUCUCAGUAACUGCACAGCCACACUGAUCGGUAACGAGGUCCUGGCUACCGAUGACCCCUGUUUUACCUGCCAGUGCAUGGAUUUUACGUGGACCUGCUUACACCAGAACUGCCUGCCGCUUACGUGUCCUCUUAAUGAACAGUUCACCCCACCUGACUCAUGCUGCCCUGUAUGUCAAGAUUGUGUGAUUGAAGGUCAGAAUGGACGCGUGUCCAACGGCAGCACCUGGAUGGACAGUGAUGAUGACUGUGUCACGUGCACCUGUAAUAUGGGCUACAUCGAGUGCAGCAUUGAAGAGUGUUUACCUGCAGUUUGUCCGGAUGGCCAAAAACAAGUGAAAAUUCCGGGGAAAAUGCUGUCAUGA
Molecule: messenger RNA, 748 nt
Organism: Thalassophryne amazonica
Lineage: Eukaryota; Metazoa; Chordata; Actinopteri; Batrachoidiformes; Batrachoididae
Product: kielin/chordin-like protein
Exons: 4
Coding region: 461-748 (95 amino acids)
Source: RefSeq, a predicted model, not a curated record